Molecule: messenger RNA, 7946 nt
Organism: Pocillopora meandrina
Lineage: Eukaryota; Metazoa; Cnidaria; Anthozoa; Scleractinia; Pocilloporidae
Source: the annotation of a GenBank genome assembly
GUCACAUCUGGCCGAUGUUGACAACAUCUGCUCUUAAGAGCUUUCAACAAUCAAGUUCUGACAUAUCUUUCAAGUUGAUACAACAAUUGUACCACUUUAAGCAAGUUCGAAACCAAUUAUUCCUUAUUUGGCGAAGAUCGUUUAUCAAAAACAGAUCAUCGAAAAACUCUCGACCAAGACGUAAAAAUAGGAUUAGGUCCCAGCGCUCUCUCAAGAUGGCGGCUGCAGGGCCGAUAGCGGAUGCUGUGAUCGCGGCAAUGAGUAAGUUUUAUUGCGGAAUUUCCCAGUUAUCUCUAUAAUAAAAUCAAAAUCAGUGAAUUUCUUUACCCUUGCUAUUUGAUCAUGUUUAAUGAAGCAUCAUAUCUCGUGAUAUAAGUGUGGCUGCCCCUGAUGGGCACCAAUGCAUCUAUAAAAGGAAACUUUCACGGAUACGAAAGAUUAAUUUUCUCACACUUUUUUCAUGCAUUGCGAGUGUUAUUAAUAGAGCUCUCAAGUCUGGUGCGUUGAGCGUGAGAUUCACUUAAAUCCAAGACUCUCAUGCUAAAAAUAUUAUUUAUCACUUAUUAGUGAGGUUUGUCAAUUCUACUGUUCAUUUUGAGAUAGCAAACUGCUACUUUAGUUAGUACCAAUAGAAUUAAUUUUUCUUUUUAAAUAUAAUUUAUUCCUUGUUUCCUCUGUACUUGCUUUGAGCAUUUCCAAUCAGUGGAAAUUCUUUCUCAGAGCUAAGGAAAGCAUUCACAGGUGAUUUUUUUCACAAUUUUGCAAGGGAGCAUGCCCCCAUACAACCCCCCCCCUAGAUAGGAGAUGCCCAGGGCAUCUCACUCUUAACCAGAAAAUUAACUUGAGAGCUCUGAUUACAACACAAACUUAAACGUAUGAAUAAAUUUAAACUAGAUGUACAAAGCAAACCUGCUAUUAGUAAUAAUUACAACUGAGGACACCUCACUCUUCCCUUUCAUCUCUUCUAUUACAAUUUGUAGAUGGCAUCUCGUGACAGGUACAUUUCCUUAGUUUUCAUGAGAUCCAACCUAAGAAAUAUUGUUUAUUAGAAAAAAUGCACAGUAAGAUUUCCAGAGAGUUCCAUACUAUGAUAAAACAAAGCUAUAGUCCAAAAGGCAAUCUAUUGUUUUCAUUAUGCUUUUCUUUAUCCAAGAACUUUAUCCCUUUAAUUCCCAGGAUCUGAUUGUUAAUUCUCCCCUCCAGCUGCUACACAUUUUCUUGUAAAUUAGUAGCAAGAAUUUGGUGUUAGAUCAAGAUAACUUCCACCUGAUACAUUUGAGUAUUCUCAUUACCUGUUUGCUGGAUAGUGGAUGGAUAUUGUAGGAAGAAGUUACAUGUGAAUCACUUUUGGGAGUUAAAGGGUUAUGCAUAGAGCUGUGUGGAAAUCAUAUUAACUAUUCAGCUUAAAAAAAUGCUUUUCUUGCUGUGAAUUUAUAUUUUCAGGUACAGAACAUGGUGUAUGGCCUGACAAUGUGGAGCUAUAUGAACCCUGCAAAGGUAAUAUUUCUUGAAGAAAGAUCUCAUUAAUUUUUUUUCUUUGACCUUGUAAUGUGGAGCAUUUAGUCUGAUCAGUUUGCAAACUAUGGCUUUUAAAGUCCCUCAUGCGUUGGCUACAGAAGAAGCUCAAGGACCUCAAGAAGCAAUUGUUGAUUGUGUCACAAGAGAAAAUGCAGCAAGAAUUUCAUGCAGUUUUCAGUUUUGAUCAAAUUUUUAUGCAGUUUUGCAGUAUUUCAUAGACCCCAGUGCCCCCCUUCUUUAGUUGGUGAUCAUUUCCCCUAUUCUCAUGACUUUAUUCUUUGAUUCAAGGAAAUGUUGUAGAGAGAAAUAAGAUGCUACUUGCUCUUUGAGGUCAAAUGGUUAAUAGCCAAUGUGAUGGAUUGGUUUUCAUUGAAUAUUUCUUAUUUCUAUAUUUCCUGUAGACACCAUUCUUCUGACAGAUGCUGCAAGUUGUAGAGGUGUAGAGGUGAGUGCAUUUUUCAUUAGCCACGAUAGAAAAGAAAACUGAUAAAAAACCCACUUUUUUGGGUUUGUGUCAGUGAUUUUUAUCAACAUUACAAAGGGGAAGGGGGAAUUGUUUGCUACUUACAUGGAUUUAAGAAUUUACUUAUUCACAACCUUUUUGUCUGAAGUGUCCUAAGAAUAUUGUCAAGUAUUGUAUGUGGAGAAAAAUGCAACAAAUGUUAAGUGUUCUGUGGAAAAAAAAAAAAAAAAAAUCUCUACCCUCUUUCAAUCUAGUGAUUGAAUCUGUAGAUAUUAAUCAACUGGAAAGGCAUUUUGUUCAUGGGUCGUGAGGCUAUUUCUGCUUUAAACUGCAAUUUUUUCCCUUUACAGGCUUACCUUAGAUUUUGUGGAUUGGCCCAUGAAGUUAAGUGCAGAAGGAAUGCUGAGUUUAUGUCUCCAACAGGUGCAUGGUUUGUCAUCUGUAUUUUUUUUGGAGGGAGAAUAAGUUAUCCAGAGCUAUAUAUCACCUUGAUAAUGUCCUUUCAUGAGAGACUUAAAAAAAAUUUUAAAAGUGUUAUGUUAUAUUUUUUGUAUUCAAGGCAAUGUUCCAUUUCUAAGAGCAGACAGAGAUUUGAUUGGUGAUUUUCAAGAAAUAGUUUCAUUUGUUGAGGCUAAGGUAUGGGUAAUAGUUACUUUAUCUAUGUAGGAUCUGUUGAGUAUUAGUUACAGAGUUCAUUGCUUUUUGAUAGGUUCACAGAUGUUGACUAUCAAGUCAUUACCUCAAGCGUGACUUAAAUUGAAAGGAGACUUGUGUUUCACCUUUAUGAUUUUGUAUGAUUUUAAAAGAAGCAUGUGUUCAGUAACUUUUGACCAAGGGAUUCUCAGUUAAACCAAAUAAUAGAUGACAUAUAGUCCUAAAAACUGCCAAUCUUUGCUGAAGCCAAACACUAUUUUGGUAGCAUUAAGUCAUGGAUGAAAUGCAGGUUCAUCCCUGGUAACCUUCAACAUUUGGUCAAGCUUUCUUGAUAGUCCAUGGAUGCUUAUUUAUGAUCCUGGGUGGAGAGCGGCACUGUGAGAGGAAAGUGUCUUGCCCACAAGUGUCUUGCAACACAAAACCCUGACCUGGACAGAACUUGAACCCAGAUCUCCUAGCUUGAGUUCACCAAACUUGAACCCAGAUCUCUCAGCUUGAGUUCACUGAACUUGAACCCAGAUCUCUCAGCUUGAGUUCACUGUAUUAACUACCACACUACUGCUUCUGAGAAAUCUAACAUUACCAGCAAUAUUAAUUAAUUAAUUAACUUUUUUUAAAAAUUGUAGGCUUAAAAUUGAAUAGAAACUAAUUGAACCUGUAGACUGAAAGAAGAUAGAAGUACUAUUUGGGAAUCUCUGUAGCAUUUUAAAUAUCAGCUUCUUACUAACUGAGCAUGAGGGCCAUACUGGGGAUUUGAACCAGUGGACUGAAAGAAGAUGGAAGUACUACUUUGGAAUCUGUGUAACAUUUUAGAUAUCAACUUCUUAUAACUGAGCACGAGGGCCAUACUGGGGAAUAUUAGCCCUUGGUUGUGGCAAUGUGGACUAAGGGCAGUGCAGCAGUUUAUUAUAUGGCACUUGAAACAAACCUAUUUAUUUUGAAUAUGCUGGCUAUUGCCAUAAAAAUUACAUGGCUUAUGACUGUUUCUGUGGAAACAAUCUGUGUAGCAAUAUGUAGACCUUGUAUGAACCAUCAGAAUGCUUGGAUUUACCUCAUGACUAGCUUUCCAUAUUAUAAAAGUCUUUAUGUCUAAACUUUACAUUGACAGGGCUUCUCUACAAGUGCAAACUUUGAAAUGAAAGACAAAGCAGAAAUGAAAGCAUAUUUAUCACUUAUUGAAAACUCUCUUGUUCCAUCUGAGGUAAUGUGAAGAUUCUGUCAUAAGUAGUAUACAGGGUCACUAUGAGUUCUAACCAAUCAUUGAGCAUUGUUUUGUACUAUGUGAUGCCUUCCUUCCAGAAAAAAAAAGAAGCAAAAUUUCACUUUUGUCCCAAUGUCCCAAUGUCCCCAUUCAAGUAAUGCAGGGGACAGGAUUCUAUGCUAGAAUAUUGUACUGUGACAACAUUUCUCUAGGAGUGAUUCAAUAAACUUCUAUGGUCUAACUAACAUUUGAAACAUUUAUCUGAAUAGUAUACAGGGUCAUUACAUUACUGCAUUACUUGAGUGCUUUUGGAUAAAAGUGAAAGUUUGCUCUUUUUUUCUGGAAGGAAAACAACUCUUGGAGCAAGGAAAAGAAUCAACUGAACCCCAGACAUGAUAUUAUGUCUAAAAAAUUAACUUUGUGAACAGUGGUAAGGAGUUAGGGUGUUCAAAACUGCAAUAUUUCUACUCCCUUAGAUUUUCAUGGUGCUGUUCAGUUUUGUUUUUUGAGACUGAUCAUGGUCAAGGGGAUGAGACAGUUAUCUCCUGUGCUGUUGUUCAAUAUUAAGAACUUCCUUGCUGUCAGCCCUUUACACCUUAAGAUCAGUAUGCACAUUCUCCUUACUGUUCGCUACACAUUUCCUAUGGUUCUGACAAAGAGAAUUUGCUUAAAAAAUCAAGAGCUUCUUUAGUUGGUGAUCAUUUCCUUUAUUCUCAUGGCCUUAACCCUUUAAACCCUAAGAGUGAUUAGCAUAUAAUUUCUCCAUACAGCAAUACUGCUGAAUCAUUCAUUAGGAUCAUGAGAAAACAAAAAAAUGAUCGCCAACUAAAGAGGUUUUGAUUGUUAAACAAAUUCUCCUUGUCAGUACCAAAGGAUAUGCACAGAGAAGAGUAAGGAGAAUAUGGAUACUGAUGUUAGGAAGUAAAGGGUUAAUGUUUGAUUCAAGGUUGAUACUGUAAGGAGAAAUUACAUGCUAGUCACUCUUAAGGGUUUAAAGGAUUGAAAGACAGUCAUGGCUCUAUAGAAUUAUCAUAAGGUUUGAUGCAAUAUUUUUAUCUCACUUGGCCUUAAUAGCUUUACAUGUUGUGGUGGAAGAAAGACUGGGCAGUGCGUACAAGGCAUCAUUAUGGCAGUCAGUUCCCUUUUCCAUUGAAUCUUGUUCUUAGCUACAGGAGGCAGUGGAAAAUCUGUCAACAACUGAAGGCAGAUGGGUGGCAUCAUAAGACAGAAAAUGAGGUAUAUAUGUGCUUUGUACUGUUCUAGCAUUUUUCUUAAUGGGUACUUUCCAACUGUGAUCAAUAAAGAUGCAGGCAUUGGCAUGGCUCAAUGGCUGAACAUUUUAAGAGUGGACCUUAGGACCUCACAUUAAAUAGUUAAAACAUUUGGCAUCUGAAUCACUUAGGCUCUUAACCCAUGACACCCUCACAUCAGUAUGCAUAUUCUCUAUACUGUUCCCUUUACAUUUCCUGUGGUACUGACCAGAAGAAUUGGUUUAACAAUCAAAAGUUUCCGUUGGUGAUCACAUCCUAUAUUCUCAUGACCUAAGUGUUUGAUUCAGUGGUAAUAUUGUGCAGAGAAAUUAGAUGCUAGUCUCUCAUAAGGGUCCAAGGGGCUAAUAGCUCUUUUUCUUCCCUUUCUUCUCCCACUGAUACGAAAAGUCAUACUAUUUGUGCAAGAUAUCUUUAACAUGAAUCCACUUUCAUUUUAUUUGUCAACUUGUGGCUCAUUUUUCAAAUCGUCCCAUGCUGUCCAAAUCAGUAUCAAAUCUUCUCAUCAUCUGAAUUGCAUUUCUUAUAGUGGUAGCAUUGAGAAUUUGGUUUCAAAUUGAUGCAAGUACCAAAUGAAAUGGCAAUCUUUCUCUCUUGGGCUGUACUUGUAUUUAAUCUGCAGCCUUUGCUUUUUCACACCAUGUCCAGAACUUUCAGUUUCAGUUUUGCUCUUUCAUUUGAUGUUAAAUAUGUUUAUUUUAUUCAACAGGUUCUUGAAGAAUUCAAGCGGACAUGUCAAGCCCUCUCUGAAAAACUUGGAAAUAACAAAUUCUUCAUAAACGACAGGUAAAUCACCAAACGUUGAUUAAGUAACAGAGAAGUUAUUAUCAUGUUUAGUGUGUUUGUUUUGUUUUUUUUGUUGGCAUAAAAGACUCAGUCUGUAAAUUGCUCUUCAGUGUGUCACCUUUUAAGGCUAUUAAAAUAGCCAAUAACAUGUCUCUUUGGCAUUAGUCAUCAGCUCAAAAUGGUUUUUUUUAAUCAGCUGUGUUGAUAAAGCUGACUUUUCGAGUGUUAGUCCUUUGCUCGGAGGGAGGACAAACGCUCGAAAUUAUCUAUGGAGACAAUUUACAUUAUCAACUCAGUAAGACCCCCCUGCCCCACCGACGCAGAAACUUCCCCCCCUUAUUCAUAAGCUCAACAGAUUGUUUUUCCAUCACCACUCUUUAUUUCCUUUUAACUUUUCACUGAAUUUACAAAUUAGCUAAAGAGUGUCACGGUGUUAGAAUUAAUUUCUCUCAGAAAAAGUAUUCAUUAUCAUCAUCACUAUUAUUCUUGUUGUUGGUGUUUUUGUCGUGAUAAUCAUUCACAUUGUUAUCGUUUUACUAUUUUAGGCCUACAGAGUUGGAUGCUCUUGUGUUCGGCCAUCUUCACACACUACUGACCAGAUACUUACCAGAUGAUUCGCUCAGCUCUGUGGUAAGGGCUCACAGAAAUCUUGGAGACUUCGUUAUGAGGAUCCUGGGGGAAUUCUUUCAAUAAGCGGGAGCAACUACUGUUAAAACUUCGUUAGGAGGAUCCUGGAGGAAUUCUCUCAAUAAGCAGGAGCAACGACAGUUUAAAUAAAGCCAUUUUACAGACUCGAGACUCUCUAAAAAAGCCAUCUAACGAUUUAUUAUAGAUACAUGAGAGUACGAAGCUACCUGUCCCUUGUCUUUAGAGAGGGUUGUAUGACUCACGGCAAGCAAAAUUGAGCAAAAGUGAAUUUGUUUCCAUCUGUCUUCAGCUGUUUUUGCACUAUUUGAAAUUACAUAUAUUAUUUGUGGUUUCUGGGUUUAUCUAACGAUUCAUAUAUGCAAUCGCGUUGUUGCACUUCAAGUAAUCUCAGGCAUUAAUGUUGCGCAAUUUUCCUCUUAAUUAUUGUUCCUCUUGUACUUAUAAGAAGAGAUUUAGAGAAACUUUUGAUUGCAAAAUUUCAACGCUAGAAAGUUAUUAAAAUGCAUAGAAAUUUCUAAAAAACUUACAAUACUGUUCGUACGUAUUUUGACGACGUUGCUUCACGUCAUUAACAAGUCAAGAGUAAAAAUGACUGGUGGAAAUAUUUUAAGUAAUCAAUAUCGAUGGAAAAAGGUUUUUGUCCCUCUGAGUAUAGUUCCAAAAGGUGAAAUAACAACGAAAAGGUUACAAAAAAGUUUGGUGCGAAUUGAAUCAGUCUGUUGGUUGAACGAAUGUCUUCGCAAUUUAUCGAGUUAAUUAAACCACAGGUUUUUGCCUGCUACGUGGCUCUUAGGUCUGUUCAGACGAGAACGAAGAACAGUAACAGUUCUCUUUCUGACUGUUACACACCCGUUCUCCUUAACUGCUGGUUCAUAUUCCAUGCCUGGCUAUCGGUUUCUGAAAACAAGCGAAUGAGGGCAAAAGAACGAAGAACGGUAGAGGUGCGUCGCUUGCCCGCUCUAUAAUCCACUAACUGAGAGCCUAGAAUAGCCUAACAUAAAUCUGUAGGCGGAGGGAGGAGCCGGGCGCGCGUCAAAUCCAUUUUUGUUGGGGGACUAUGCCGUAAUUUUGAGAAACGGACAGAAGUGAUUAGUUAAUGUCACAAACUAAAAUUUUCCUUUACAGCAUAAAUUUCACAAAAUUAUUUAAAAGAUACAAUCAGAUCAAUGUUUGAAUAUUCAAUGGAGAUUCUAACCCCUCAGAAAAAACUAACAGCUCAUUUCCUGGUACAAUUAAGCAUAGCUACUUUGGUUUUUUUCUCAGCGCUGGAGCGGGCGGAAUUCAACAAAUCCUUUAGUUCAGUGAAUAGGUUUGAGAGUACGGGCGACUUUUAACAUUAUGUUAGUAACUUUUAGAGGGCUCCUUCACAUAUGUGCGGGUAGAAUUUCAACAAAAAUAAAACGUGAAA